UAUUUUCUGUGUGAUGGUGAAGAGGUGUGAUCUAAACAGACUGUCAUCAUAUAGGAAGUAGAGGGGUUUGUCAGAAGAACUGUAGUUCAGAGAAAGUCACUUGCCAGUGGAACAGAAUGGACAACACAUUGCUCUGUGUGCUGCUCUUGCUGAGUAUCCUCAUCUACUGUGGACACUGUGGUGAAGAUGAUGAGAGAUGUGAGGCUGUUCUGACCCUCCAACCUAACUGGACCCAGAUAUUCAGUGAAGAGACUGUCACUAUGAGAUGUGACAUACAGGGGGGAAGAGACUCUGACUGGCAGUAUGAGUGGCAUAACAACAGGAAGUUAGUCUACUCUAACAAAAAGCCAGAGUACAGAAUCAGUCCUGUUUACACAUUUAACAGUGGUUCAUAUACCUGUGAGGGUGUGAAGGGAAUCAAGCGCUCUGAAACCAGUGAUCCUGUACAACUGACUGUGUCUGCUCUUCCCAGUGCCUCAGUGAGUGUCUCUGCUCCGGGUCCCCUCUACUAUGGAGAUACAGUCAGUCUGCAGUGUGACAUACCAGACUACACAGACUUGAUGUACUACUGGUACAAAAACAACCAACCAGGUUACAGUACACAUGGUAAAACCCUCACAAUCUCUCUCCCUGACCAGGAUGGUCAGUACCAGUGUUGGGGGACCAGGAGAGAUCGGCCCCAGAAGUCUCAACUCAGCAGAGCCCUCUCUAUCCAGCUCACUGCUCUACCCACGGCCUCAGUGAGUGUCUCUCCUCAGGGUCUCCUCUACUCUGGAGAGACAGUCAGUCUGCAGUGUGACAUACCAGACUACACAGACUGGACGUACCACUGGUCCAGAAACAACCAACCAGGUUCCGGUACACAUGGUAAAACCAUCAACAUCUCUCUCCCUGACCAAGAUGGUCAGUACCAGUGUCUGGGGACCAGGAGAGAUCGGCCCCAGAAGUCUCAACUCAGUGGAACCGUCCUCAUCAGAUCAACUGCCCUGCCCAAAGCUGAACUGAGUGUAGAGCCAAACCCUGUGUUCCCUGGAGAGACAGUUACUCUGACGUGUUCAGUAGAGUCUGACAGUAUCUGGAACUAUCAGUGGUACAAAGACAGGAAUGAUAAUGUAGUACCUCAGUCUGUCAGACACACUAUAACAGGAGACACCCUCACCAUCAGUAGAGUUACUGAGUCUGACCAGGGUCUCGACUGGUGUCAGGGAGAGAGAAGAUCCAGACCCACAUCUUCACAACAUAGUAAUGUUAUUACCCUCACUGUGACUGAUUAUCAGCCAUCGACUACACUGACUUCAGACAAAGAGGACGUAUUCACAGGAGACAGUGUGACACUGAGCUGUACUGUAGAGUCUUCUGGAUGGACGUUUUACUGGUACAGACACAGACCAGACUCUACACCAGUAACCACAACCUCUGGAUACUCCUACACACUCAGCUGGGUCAGUGUCUCUGAUGGAGGACAGUACUGGUGCAGAGCUGGGAGAGGAGACCCAGUCUACUACACUCUGUACAGUGACCCAGUCCAGAUAAACAUUACUGAUAAACCCAAGGCUGUCCUGAGUAUCUCUCCUCAGUGGCUGAACCCUGGAGACUCAGUGACUCUGAGCUGUGAAGUUGACAAGACGUCUACAGGCUGGAGGUUCUCCUGGUACAGGACUGUUCCCUACAGAGCUGGGUUACCCUCCCUAUCAGACAAGUCUUACUCUCUACUGCCCCAAUCUGACAAUGUGACUAGUGAAGACUCCUACACUCUGAUCCCUGCUGGUCCUACUCCCACAGGAGGAUAUGUGUGUAGAGCUGAGAGAGGAGACCCAGUCUAUAACACACUCUUCAGUGAACCUCAGUUUCUCUGGUCAGGAGAUCUGCAGCCUUCAGUGUCUCUCAGAAUAAGUCCCAACACAACUCAACACUUUAGAUCAAAGUCUCUCUCACUGAGCUGUGAGGAGAAGGGGAACUCUACUGGAUGGAGACUGAUGAGAUACACAGAGAGAGGAGUAGAGUCAGGGUGUGUCUCUAACUGGGGAUCAAUAACAGGGUCCACAUGUACCAUCAGGUCAACAUACACAUGGUUCAGUGGAGUGUUCUGGUGUGAGUCUGGAUCAGGAGAGUACAGUAAUGCUGUCAACAUCACAGUGGAUGAUGGUUAUGUGAUCCUGGAGAGCCCUGUCCAUCCCAUGACUGAAGGAGACUCUGUGACUCUGACCUGCAAAUACUGGACAACCAGCUCAAACAUCAAGGCUGAUUUCUACAAAGAUGGAGUACUCAUCAAGAAUGAGACCACAGGAGAGAUGACCAUCCCUGCAGUAUCCAAGUCAGAUGAAGGAUUCUACAAAUGCAAAUCCCCUGACAAGGGAGAAUCACCAGAGAGCUGGAUGACAGUGAGAGUCGUAUCUCCUGGAUCCUCUACAUCAGUCCUAGUAGGAGUGGUUGUGGGUCUGGUUGUUGCUGGUGUUCUACUGGUCAUUCUCCUGGUCCUGCUGUGGAGAUUUAAAAACACCAAAGGUUCCUGUUUCAACAGAAUAUUCUCGAACCCCCAGCCCCAGAGCACCAACCAGGACCCCCAACAGGACCAAGGAUCUACCCAGGGCCGAGCUCCUGAUGCUGGGUAUACACUUCUGCAGCAUGAUGGUGGUCACAUCUACGACACGAUCAAUCCCUCAGACAACAAUGUUAAUGAUGCUGCUGCUGGACCAAGUCAUGUGACAUACGCCCAGAUUCAACUCAAAAAGUUGGACAAGAAAAAGAAAGAAAAGCCAGCUGAUCCAAAAGAAAGUCCAGUCUACUCUGAGGUGCAGACAGGGAAAGCCACAGCAGCUGGACCUGUUGAUGUGACCUAUGCUGAGGUUGUCCUCAAAAAGAAGACCAAAGCUAAGAAGAAGAGAGAAACAACCCCACCAGAGGCAGAUUCAGUCUAUUCUCAACUGAAGCCAGACACAACCCCAGGUCCUUGAGGGAGACGGAGGGACACACCAUCAGAGGAGAAGCAGGAGCAAUCUGGGAACAUGGGUUAUGCAUGCUCAACGCACGCAAGCACACACACAUGCAGGCAUGCUCACACACACACACAAAUAAAAACGCGCACGUACACACACACACGCCCACGAACACACAAAUACAGAAAAAACGUUCAUUUCUACAAGUGAACAUGUGCAGUAUUCCAAAAGCACUUGUGAUCUUAUGUUAAGUUAAUGUGAUAACGUGAUCUUAUGUGAAGUUAAUGUGAUAACAUGUGAUCUUAUGUUAGGUUAAUGUGAUAACGUGAUCUUAUGUUAAGUUAAUGUGAUAACAUGUGAUCUUAUGUUAAGUUAAUGUGAUAACAUGUGAUCUUAUGUUAGGUUAAUGUGAUAACGUGAUCUUAUGUUAAGUUAAUGUGAUAACAUGUGAUCUUAUGUUAAGUUAAUGUGAUAACGUGAUCUUAUGUGAAGUUAGUGUGAUAACAUGUGACAACAUAUGAAGCAACAUGUGAUGACAGAAACUGCACAUGUGAAAACGUGAUUUCACUUUACAUUCUCAUGUGUUUUUUCUGUGAGGGACACACACACAAUAACACCUUGUACAUUAAGGAUUUGUAUGUUAUUUUAAUUUACCAGAUAAAUACAACAAAUAUAUUACAUUUAACCGUGUGUAUUACUGUAACAGCUUAAAUAAAUGAUAUGGUGUAAUGCUGAUAGAUCUUACAAACAGCCACAGUAAUUCUAUCUGCUUUGUAUUGUGUAUUACUGUAACAGCUUAAAUAAAUGAUAUGGUGUAAUGAUGAUAGAAUUACUGUAGCUGUUUAUAAGAUCUAUCUGCUUUGUAUUGUGUAUUACUGUAACAGCUUAAAUAAAUGAUAUGGUGUAAUGAUGAUAGAAUUACUGUAGCUGUUUAUAAGAUCUAUCUGCUUUGUAUUGUGUAUUACUGUAACAGCUUAAAUAAA
This is a messenger RNA of Salmo salar (Atlantic salmon), 3919 nucleotides long. The record is from RefSeq and is a predicted model, not a curated record. Lineage: Eukaryota; Metazoa; Chordata; Actinopteri; Salmoniformes; Salmonidae.